Messenger RNA from Sus scrofa (pig), 8490 nucleotides. It is a transcript of the gene FNDC3A, whose product is annotated as fibronectin type III domain containing 3A. Gene Ontology annotation, molecular function: protein binding. The record is from RefSeq and is a predicted model, not a curated record. Lineage: Eukaryota; Metazoa; Chordata; Mammalia; Artiodactyla; Suidae.
CCGGCAACGCUGGAUCCUUAACCCACUGAGCAAGGCCAGGGAUCGAACCCACAACCUCAUGGUUCCUAGUCAGAUUCGUUAACUACUGAACCACGAUGGGAACUCCUGAUGCAUUCUUGAAUUAACAAGGUCUUUAGGAAACAUAAAGUAUAUUUAGUUUAUUUUUUUCUUAUUAAAUGGAAAGGUUCUUGAAAGUAUGGACCCUGUCAUUAAUUCUGGGUGUUAGAGAACAUUAUAGGUUAUUAACCACGGAUAAAUUCCUGAAGAAUUCCUGAGCAGUGCUGAUGGCAGAAUUUUAAAACAUGCAAGUCUUUGUACCGUUCAUUUAUACAGUUCAGAUCUAUGGAGAUUUUUCGUGAAGGAGAAGUAAAAGACGUGAAUGGGGAAGGAAGUCAGGUCAUGUAAGCAAUUUUGGAUCAGGAGAAAAGGUAGAUCAUUAUGAGGGAGACCAAAUGUUGUAAAAGAAAGAGAACUGGAGAGAUGAAAGAUAGAUAUGGUGCCAUAGACCAAAACAUGAAAGUUUAAGAUUUCAAAGAUGAGAUAGUGGAACUUAAGUGAUAAGUUCCAAGAUAUGUCUUUGAACAUGUGUUACUAGAAACAGUGAAAGAAGAGAGUUCAAGAAAGGCUGAGGUUGAGGGUUUUUAGACAUAAAAGUUAGCAUGCUGAAAGGCAAGAGCUGGGAUACAGGAAAAACACUGAACAUGGCACCGAAGUUCUCAAUAAAUGGCUGAGCAUGACAGCAUUGAGAAGGGGUAGAGAGUGAUAUACUCCUAUGGCAUGAUCUCAAGGAAGAACAAACUUAAGCAUGAAACAGGAACAGCAGUAGUAAUGGGAACAGCCUUAGGAUGUCUGGAAACUGCCUCAGGAGAGAAUGUAAAGCCUCUGUUCCCACUGUGUGAUGGAAAAACUGUGCUGGAGAAGAGCUGGGUUGCGUUUAAAGAAAGCACGUGAAUAGGUAUUCUGUAAAAAGGUUAAGGAUCUAGGGGAAUUUAUAACAGAAAAAGUUCUAGUGAACACAAUGGAAAGAAUUGAGAUAAUGAGUUAAAUAGUCAAGAAAUGGACACACAGCUGUGUGAGAAGGUGAGCCAAAAUGAGGAAGGGGGUGGAUUGCAGGGGCUUGCUUUUUGUUUAGGGGCUGAAGGUCGGAGGUAUGAUUGAAUUUACUGUGAGGCUAAGUCCAACAUUUAUGAGGAGAUUCUUGUGAGACUAGGAGACUCUUUGCUGUUAAGCCAGGCUCUUUAGGGCAUCCUUGCCUUUUAGUCGGAACUUAGAAGGUAGCAGUUACCCUUUCCACUUAAAAGAAUGAUCCUUCAGUGUCUCACCUUUUCUGGAGUGUCCAGCAUGUAUUCGUUGAAAGCUAUUGCUCUAGGAUAACUCUUGCCAGUUCUCUUCCACCUUUUUGGAAGACUGGGUCUUUGAACAUGGUUUACAUAUUUUAAAAAUAUUCUCUUCUUGUUAGAUAAUCCUGGCUUUGCCACAUUGCCCUUGGCAAGUCAUGUAUUUGGAUUCUGCUUCAGUUUCCUUACCUAUAAAUAAUACCUACUUCAGUUAUUGUAAAGAUUAGAAGAGUUAACAUAUGUUAAGACACUAAUUGGUGGCCUGUACAUACUCUGCACUAUAUAAUUACUACUUUUGGAAACAUAUAGUGUUCACUUAUAAUAAUAACUAUCAUUUAUUCAGUGGUGCCAACCAGUGUACUCAGUAUUUUAAAUUUAUUCUAAUUUGAUUCUCACAACAAUGCUGUGAGGUUGGCUAAUUUAACCUUUUUACAGAAGGAAACAGACUCAGAAGAGCAGUAUAUUGCCUUGCUAAUAACUAUUGAAACUUACUAAAACUAACAUCUUUUGAUAACCAAAAUCCAUUUUACUUCCACUGUGCAACUUGUACAAAUCAGUCAUUAUCAUUACCUGUAUAUUUGUAUUAGGUAUUAAUAAAUUUCCUUAACUACACCAUAAAGUAAUGAAAAGGCCCUGCCCCCAAAGUUCUUAGAGUCUUAUUCCCUCUCUCGUAACGGAACACCUUUAGUCUCCUUCCUGGUUUCUAUACAUGCUUGAGUAUAGUGCUUUAAGCCCCAGUCAUGAGCUAUCUUUUCAGAUUUCAUAGAUAUGCAUGAGAAUGCCAUCCACCAAGUAUGUGUAUUAAUGUCUAGGUUAAAUCUUAAAAAAAAAAAAAAAAUUAGAAAAAGGGAAAGUAAAACCAGCAAUAAAAGUAGUAGUAGCCUUUAUUAGCUUGAGAGGUUAAAUGCCAGCCUGAAAUAGAAAUCCUGUUGGAGGAACACAUUGACCAAGCCUAUAUUCCACAGACAAUUCUGUUCUGUCUGUGGGCAUUCCCUAAAGGUUGAGGAUGGAAAGUGGAUCAAGGUACACAAGGACAUUUCAAAGUGACUCUUGUAGAUAAGUGUUAUAUCUAUCGUAAACUUUAUAAAUAAAAAGCAGUCGACUGGGUAAUAAAAUUUAAAUUAGUAAAUAGUGCCUGUGAUGUUAUCAGAGGAAAGGGAAAACAAUUGUUUUACAUCAGAUGCAUAUUUCUCUAUGUAUAGUUUGAUGAGCUUUUGAGUUGGUUCAUAAGGAAGUCUGAAAAAUGGUCAAAUUGAAGGCAAAAUCAGUAGAAAUCAUUUAUCUGAAACACUGCCAGCAAGAACGUCUUUUUCUCCCCCCUUUCCGAGGCUCACUGCAGGUCACGUGAUGUGUGUCACGUGACUCGGUCAAAGGAGCUUUUCCUCUCAGCUUUGCAAAAAAAAAAAAAAAAAUCCGGAGCCGCCGUUCUCCAAUUAAAGCUGUUAACGUGUACUAGGCUGUUUCCUUGUUGGAUCUUCUUGUUCUCUGCUGCUAGCGUAAAAACAAAAUGAGUGGUCCUGCUCAGGUUCCAAUGAUGUCCCCAAAUGGUUCUGUGCCUCCUAUUUAUGUGCCUCCUGGAUACGCCCCACAGGUUAUUGAAGACAAUGGUGUUAGAAGAGUUGUUGUGGUUCCUCAGGCACCAGAGUUUCAUCCUGGUGGUCAUACAGUCAUCCACCGUUCUCCACAUCCUCCUCUGCCUGGUUUCAUUCCUGUCCCGACCAUGAUGCCCCCUCCACCACGCCAUAUGUACUCACCAGUAACCGGAGCUGGAGACAUGGCAACACAGUAUAUGCCACAGUAUCAGUCUUCCCAAGUAUAUGGAGAUGUAGAUGCUCAUUCUACACAUGGAAGGUCCAACUUUAGAGAUGAAAGAUCUAGUAAAACAUAUGAACGUUUGCAGAAAAAAUUAAAAGAUCGCCAAGGGACACAGAAAGAUAAAAUGAGCAGUCCACCAUCAUCACCCCAGAAAUGCCCUUCUCCCGUAAAUGAACAUAAUGGACUUAUAAAAGGGCAGAAUGCUAGUGGUGUGAACACAGGAUCAGCAAAGAACAAGUCAGGAAAAGGGAAAGGUGUUGCACAAAUUGAUACAGAAAUAGAAGAAAAAGAUGAAGAAACUAAAGCUUUUGAAGUACAUCUUUCCACCAUUCUAAAACCAGUGGCCUCAGACAUCCAGGCAAGGACGGUGGUACUUACCUGGUCACCUCCUUCCAGCCUCCUUAAUGGCGAAACAGAUGAGAGAACUACUGUACCAGAGCUCUAUGGCUAUGAAAUUCUGAUCUCAAGUACUGGAAAAGAUGGGAAAUAUAAAAGUGUCUAUGCGGGAGAAGAAACAAGUGUCACUUUAAAUGAUCUCAAACCAGCUACAGAUUACCAUGCAAAAGUCCAGGCAGGAUACAAUUCUAUAAAGGGAACUCCUUCAGAAGCUGAAACCUUUACCACCUUGAGCUGUGAACCUGACAUACCUAAUCCACCAAGAAUAGCCAAUCGGACCAAAAAUUCACUUACUUUGCAGUGGAAGGCACCUAGUGACAAUGGUUCUAAAAUCCAAAGCUUUAUUUUAGAAUGGGAUGAGGGGAAAGGAAAUGGAGAAUUUUGCCAGUGUUACAUGGGCUUACAGAAGCAAUUUAAAAUUACUAAACUGUCGCCAGCAAUGGGUUGUAAAUUUAGACUAUCAGCCAAAAAUGACUAUGGUACAAGUGGUUUUAGUGAAGAAGUCUUAUAUUACACUUCAGGCUGUGCCCCUUCUAUGCCAGCGAGUCCUGUCUUAACUAAAGCUGGAGUUACUUGGUUAUCCUUACAAUGGAGUAAACCCUCAGGAACACCAUCAGAUGAAGGAAUUUCUUACAUUUUAGAGAUGGAGGAAGAAACUUCAGGAUAUGGUUUUAAGCCUAAAUAUGAUGGAGAAGACCUUGCUUACACAGUGAAAAAUCUCCGACGUAGUACAAAGUAUAAAUUUAAGGUUAUUGCUUACAACUCAGAAGGUAAAAGUAAUCCAAGUGAAGUAGUAGAAUUUACUACAUGCCCUGAUAAGCCAGGAGUACCUGUUAAGCCCUCGGUUAAAGGAAAAAUACAUUCACAUAGUUUUAAAAUAACUUGGGACCCACCAAAAGACAAUGGAGGGGCAGCCAUCACUAAAUAUGUGGUAGAGAUGGCAGAAGGUUCUAAUGGAAACAAAUGGGAUAUGAUAUACAGUGGAGCUACUAGGGAACAUCUUUGCGAUCGACUGAAUCCAGGCUCUUUCUAUCGUUUUCGAGUUUACUGCAUUAGUGAUGGAGGACAGAGUGCGGUAUCUGAAUCUUUGCUUGUGCAGACUCCAGCUGUGCCUCCGGGCCCAUGCCUCCCUCCCAGAUUACAGGGUAGACCCAAAGCAAAAGAAAUACAGUUACGAUGGGGACCCCCUCUUGUCGAUGGUGGAUCACCCAUUUCUUGCUAUGGUGUGGAAAUGUCUCCUGUAGAAAGAGAUGAACCCAGGGAAGUUUACCAGGGUUCUGAAGUAGAAUGUACAGUGAGCAGCCUUCUUCCUGGAAAGACAUACAGCUUCAGACUGCGCGCAGCUAACAAGAUGGGGUUUGGGCCGUUUUCAGAAAAAUGUGAUAUUACUACAGCCCCUGGACCACCAGAUCAGUGCAAGCCCCCACAAGUGACAUGCAGAUCUGCAACUUGUGCACAAGUGAAUUGGGAGGUCCCUUUGAGUAAUGGAACUGAUGUCACUGAAUAUCGAUUGGAAUGGGGAGGAGUCGAAGGAAGUAUGCAGAUAUGUUACUGUGGGCCUGGUCUCAGUUAUGAAUUAAAAGGACUUUCACCAGCAACUACCUAUUAUUGCAGAGUCCAGGCUCUGAGUACUGUGGGUGCAGGCCCUUUCAGUGAAGUAGUAGCCUGUGUGACUCCACCAUCAGUUCCUGCUAUUGUGACUUGUCUUCAAGAAAUAAGUGAUGAUGAUAUAGAAAAUCCCAGUUAUUCACCUUCAACAUGCCUUGCAAUAAGCUGGGGAAAGCCUUGUGAUCAUGGUUCAGAAAUCCUUGCCUACAGCAUAGACUUUGGAGAUAAACAGCCCUUGACAGUGGGAAAGGUUACAAGCUAUAUUAUAGACAAUUUGCAACCAGAUACAACAUACAGAAUACGAAUUCAAGCCUUGAAUGGCCUUGGAGCUGGUCCUUUUAGCCACAUGAUAAAAUUAAAAACUAAACCCCUUCCUCCUGAUCCUCCUCGUCUGGAAUGUGUUGCCUUCAGCCACCAGAACCUUAAACUGAAAUGGGGAGAGGGAACCCCAAAGACAUUGUCUACAGAUUCUGUUCAGUACCACCUUCAGAUGGAAGAUAAGAAUGGAAGGUUUGUGUCCUUGUACAGAGGUCCAUGUCAUACAUACAAAGUACAAAGACUUAAUGAGUCAACAUCCUAUAAAUUCUGUAUUCAAGCUUGUAAUGAAGCAGGGGAAGGUCCUCUCUCCCAAGAAUAUAUUUUCACUACUCCAAAAUCUGUCCCCGCUGCCUUGAAAGCCCCCAAAAUAGAGAAAGUAAAUGAUCAUACUUGUGAAAUUACAUGGGAGUGUUUACAGCCUAUGAAAGGUGAUCCAGUUAUUUACAGUCUUCAAGUUAUGGUGGGAAAAGAUUCAGAAUUCAAACAGAUUUACAAAGGUCCCGACUCUGCAUUCCGGUAUUCAAGCCUUCAGCUGAACUGUGAAUAUCGUUUCCGUGUGUGUGCCAUUCGCCAGUGCCAAGACCCUGUGGGGCAUCAGGACCUUGUAGGUCCCUACAGCACGACAGUGCUCUUCAUCUCUCAGAGGACUGAGCCACCAGCCAGCACCAGCAGAGACACUGUGGAAAGCACGAGGACCCGGCGGGCACUCAGUGACGAGCAGUGUGCAGCCGUCAUCCUCGUGCUGUUUGCUUUCUUUUCCAUUUUGAUUGCCUUUAUCAUUCAGUACUUUGUAAUCAAGUGAAAAUACAACUUUAUUUUUAAUACUGUAUUACAUUUUAUUUUGUCAUGUACUAAAAUUAUUUCUGUAUUGCUUUUACAAAAACAGUGACAUUUAGCACUGGCAUUGAGACUAUAGUUCAUCAUUUUUGCCAUUUUCAAUGCUUAUAUUGUUAGGUAGAGGCUGGCACCUUAUUAGAAUGCAAGCCACAGAAUUAGCAAUUUUGGGGUUUUUGGUUGGGGCUCUCUUUUUUUCUUUUUCUUUUUUUUUCUUUUCGUUUUUUCUUUUUUUUUUUUUCUUUUUUUUUUUUAUGCCUUCUUGUGAAACUUUCUAAGAGGCAAGAAUAUAUAAUUGAUAUUUUGACCAGUCAGCAUGAGUGUAACAAUGACAACCUGACCUGUUUGUUUUAAAGAUUAUUACCUAGUGAAAAAUUCAGAAUGAUUAAAAUUUACACUAACAUGCUAUAUAAAAAUGUUAAAGUAUGAUGCUGUGAAAGCAAUCUAGUGCUAUAUUUCUACCUCCUCAUUUGUCUUAAUUAUUUGGUAAGCAGGAUUAUGAUGAAUAACUGGAGGGGCUUAGCAAACGAAAACUGGAUGAAAGAAUAUGCAUGGAAAAAAGAAGCUUCUUGUUUGAUAAAUGUGGAGUUCUUCAUUACAAGUAUAAUUCAUGAAUUCACAGAUAAGUCACUUAAAGAAAGCACAGACAGUUUACUUGGCCUAAAAACAUUUUAAUGUUUACUCAAAAAACACAUGUUCAGGUCUUGAGAACAUGGAAAAGUAAAGAGGGCUUUUAGAUAGUUACUUUUUUAAAGUAAUCAUAUCAAUUCUGAAUUUCAGAUCUAUUUAAUUUGGUUUUGUGAGCCUUUGAACUCUAUGUAUGUGUAUAUGGGCAUGCACAUACAUACACGGCUUUAUAUAUACCAAGUGUAGAAAUAGAUACACACACUCUCUCUCAUUCCUUCUAUCUAGUAUAGGCUAAUUUUGAAGAACUCCUGUAAGUUUUGCUGCUUCUUCCAUAACUACUGCCAUCACCAUCAGAAUUCAUAAUCAAACCUAACCUUUUUGUUUGGGGCACCAAAUCUGAAGACAAAAUUAAUUUGCACCAGUAAACUUCAAGCUGCUUUCUUUCUUGAAAAACUAAUGUUUAAUGUAAUGUCUCUUUGGAUACUGUUCCAGUUGUUGAUUGCAUGUGGUUAAUGUUGCAUUAGAGCACUUUGCAAUUGCAUAAUUCAUUAAUGUUUUGUGAGCUUGCAUUUGUGAGUUAUUGGAUGAUCAGACUGAAUUUUGUCGAGUAUCACAUUGUACAUCUUGCAUAGAUGUCCAUGACUGCCAGUAAUAAUACAGUUUGUAGUGAAACUAUCUAAAAUUCUUGUUCUAUCACAUCUGUUAUCUGUAAAACACUUGUAACUAGCCUUUUUAAUUUAUUAUUUGAAUUUUAGGAUAGUGAAUCACUAAUUUUUAGUUGCUGAGGCCUAGCAUUGUAGUGAUUACUAAGCACUUCUGUCAGUCUUUGAGAAAAGGACAUGUUUUGUGCUUUGAAGAUCUCUGAAGACUUUCUCUUAUAUUAGAAUGGACAUAUAUUGUAAUUGUUUUACAUCAGUUGAUCUGUGCUGUAGAAAAACAUUAACCUUUGUUCAAAAAAAGAAAUGGAUAAACUUGGCCUUCCCAAGUGUUAAGAAUGAUCUGUCACUAUAAAAUACUGUAUGUUUACAUUUUUAUUUAAAUUUAAUCUCUUAUGUAUAGGCUGAUAAUUUCCCCCAAAACAACAGUGAUUGAGAUUGUUUUCUAGAAACUUCUUAAAAGCGCCACAUUUGGCAGUACAAAUGAGUUUGAGUGUAAUAGCCCAGAGAUUUCUAUAUAGUUGAAUGUCUAAAAUGGUAAAAUGUGUCACUGUGGCAGUUACAGUGGCUUAUGUUUUUCAUAGUAAAUCAAAUGAACUCCUAUUUUUGAUAGUAAAUGUCAUUUAAUAGUGUACUUGCCAUUUGAGCCUCACUGCAAAAUUAGUGCAGCAGAGAAAACAAUUUUUAAUGUAAUCUUGAUUUUACCUCAUAUACUGUACAUUCCAAAAACUCUAAACUUUUUAAAGAUUAUAGAUACACUACCAAACAUAUCACUUUAAAAAUUGUAUAAGGUUGAACUUCAUACAGAUGAAAAAAUAUAUAAUCUCAUAAAAGUACAUAAACUGUGUAGCAAAGUAUCUUUAAAAUCCAUGGAAAAUAAAAGUUGUAUCAUUCUUUUU